Adineta ricciae is the source of this 549-nucleotide messenger RNA. NCBI's taxonomy places the organism in Eukaryota, Metazoa, Rotifera, Eurotatoria, Adinetida, Adinetidae. The record is from the annotation of a GenBank genome assembly.
AUGGAACAUGUCGAUACCUGGUAUGAAAUAGCCGAACGGAACAUUCGUUUAGCAUUAAUACUAGAAGAUGACGCCAUCUUCUUUCCAUAUUUCAAAGAAAAACUUCUUCGUAUGAUCUAUAGACUCCUGCACACUGGUGCAUUACGCUUCAACAAAAUCUGUCUAACACAAAAACGAAAGCAAAUCGCAUCGAAUGAAUGGAUAGAUCAAAAUCCGAUGUUUGUUAUCGGCACAUGUUUUCGGUUUCAUGAUGAACAUUUUCAAAAAUUUCCAUCCUAUGGAUUUCCACUGUUAUCCACACAAAAAUUCAAUGCAUCACGAUGUACACAUGCUUACCUAUUAACACCAUGCUCAGCUCGAGCACUGAUCGAAGAACUCCAAGUGCAGAAAAACGACUUUCAGAAUUCAGAUUUUUUGCAGAAUUAUUUAUUUCGUUUAUCAUCAACACUGCAAUCAUUCUGGAUUGAUCCGCCAUUGGCUUAUCAAGGCAAUCAAAUUCGUGACUAUGAUCAUAUUGAAACUUUUCGAAGUCAAACAUAUCUUGACUGA